Messenger RNA from Penicillium taxi, 237 nucleotides. RefSeq lists its product as uncharacterized. NCBI's taxonomy places the organism in Eukaryota, Fungi, Ascomycota, Eurotiomycetes, Eurotiales, Aspergillaceae. The record is from RefSeq and is a predicted model, not a curated record. Bases 1 to 237 code for a protein of 78 amino acids. The transcript has a single exon.
AUGUGCUUCAAGGUUGUCGAGCGCUUCUCCGUUUGCAAAUGUGUCUACUUUGAGCACUCGGUAGACCCAUGCUCUGCCUACGGUCAACGCGGCCACGCCGUCCAAGAAAAGACCGUGUUGGUUGGCUAUGCCUGCUCAAUACAUUCAACGCGGGCUACAUCCUCUUAUUCCUCCUCAUCAGUAACUGGUGGUCGGUCUGACUCGGGAUAUUUCAGCUCGAAGGGCUCCUAUCGUUAG